AAACCUGGCCUGCACGGCCAGCAAGGAAAAUGUCCUGUGGGAUUUUUAGGGUCGUGUCCUCUUCCCUCUGGCUCUGGGGGAUCGCUGCUGCAAGGAGAUGAGACUGAAGUGGCUGAAGUUGGGAACAGUCUCUGCAUGCUGCCACUGAGGGCUGGGCUUUCCUCUCCCAGCCUCUCCCAACACCAGUGCUGGCUCCUGGAGCCUCCUCUCCGGGGAUUUGCCGUAACAGCGGAAGCUGCUGCUUGCUUGCCCAGGACAUGGUGCAGGGUGAAGAGCACAAUUAAAGACGCUGCCACCACUCACUCCACACCCUCCUGAGGACUCCAUGAGGCAGGACACGGGCUGAUGCUCUCACCCCACCAUGGAUGGGGGGAACAGCUUCCCACAGCACCAGCAGCCGGGCGACGCCGUCCGCGGCAUCCCCGGCCUCCGCUCCCAGCUCGCCGUGCCCGACGUGGAGAAUUCCAUGCUGGCCGCCGACUCGUGGAGUAGCUGCUACCCAGGCUCUUUCCCAACCUCAUCUUUCCCAAGUGAAAACCAGCAAUAUUUUAGCCCCCCUCAGGAUUUUUAUAUGGAUUCCAUCAGCAGACAACAUUUCUUGGAUACAAACUAUGCAGCUGUGGACCCCACUGACUUCUUACCAAAAAAUGGGGAUUUUCCUCAGGAUUCUUCAUACCUCGAUGAGCUCUCCAAUAACAACUCCCUGUUCUCGUCCCCUGCGGAUUCCCUCUCGGACAUCGUGGAUGCCAAGGACUUCCUGCCCGCCGACAGCCUGAGCCACGUGCCAACCCUGUGGGAUGUGAGCACACCUCAGCAGAACCAGAUCGAGCUGUUCUCACCCAGCACACCAUUCCCUGGCCUGAACAGCUCCAGUGACCACGUUCCUGCUGUCCCCAACACCCCACUCCUCAUCAGCUACCAGUCUCAGGCUCCUGCAGAGGAGGAAGAUGAAGGUGAGGAGGAGGAAACAGAAGAGUUGGGGCACACAGAGACGUAUGCAGAAUAUAUCCCUUCAAAGUCCAAGAUUGGGAAGCACCAUCCUGACCUGGUGGUUGAGACGAGCACCCUGUCCAGUGUCCCCCCACCUGACAUUACCUACAGCCUUUCCCUGCCCAGCUCCGUGGCUGACAAAGGCUCCCUGUCUGCACUGCAGCUGGAAGCCAUCAUCUACGCCUGCCAGCAACAUGAAGUUUUAUUGCCCAAUGGGCAGCGAGCUGGGUUCCUGAUCGGGGAUGGUGCUGGAGUUGGGAAGGGCAGGACUGUUGCAGGCAUCAUCUUUGAAAAUUAUCUUAAAGGGAGGAAAAAAGCUCUGUGGUUCAGCGUCUCCAAUGAUCUCAAGUACGAUGCUGAGAGGGACCUGAAGGACAUCGAGGCCUCCCACAUUCCUGUGCAUGCUCUGAACAAGAUUAAAUACGGUGACACAGCUACCUCAGAAGGAGUCCUCUUUGCCACCUACUCGGCGCUGAUCGGCGAAAGCCAGGCCGGGGGGCAGCACAGGACGCGCUUAAAACAGAUCCUGGAGUGGUGCAGGGAAAACUUUGAGGGAGUUAUUGUGUUUGAUGAAUGCCACAAAGCCAAAAACGCCAGCUCUACCAAAAUGGGCAAAGCAGUGCUGGACCUGCAGAACAAGCUGCCUCGAGCAAGGGUUGUCUAUGCCAGUGCCACAGGUGCCUCAGAGCCAAAAAACAUGAUUUACAUGAGCCGCCUGGGGAUCUGGGGGGAGGGAACCCCAUUCCGAGCCUUCGAUGAGUUCCUGCACGCCAUUGAGAAGAGGGGCGUCGGCGCGAUGGAGAUCGUGGCCAUGGACAUGAAGGUCAGUGGGAUGUACAUUGCUCGGCAGCUCAGCUUCACUGGGGUCACCUUCAGGAUUGAGGAGAUCCCUCUGGACGAGAAGUACAAGGCUGUGUACGACAAGGCAGCCAAGCUGUGGGCAGAGGCCCUGAUGGUGUUCCAGCAGGCAGCUGACUGCAUCGGGCUGGAGUCCCGCAAGUCCCUGUGGGGGCAGUUCUGGUCGGCUCACCAGCGCUUCUUCAAGUACCUGUGCAUCGCCGCCAAGGUGCGGCGCCUCGUGGAGCUGGCCCGGGAGGAGCUGGCCAGGGACAAGUGCAUUGUCAUCGGCCUGCAGUCCACAGGGGAGGCUCGCACCAGGGAGGUGCUGGAUGAGAACGAUGGGCACCUCAACUGCUUUGUUUCUGCUGCAGAAGGCGUCUUUCUAUCACUAAUUCAGAAGCACUUUCCUUCAAACAAAAGAAAGAGAGAAAAAGGAACUGGCAUUAAAAGAAAACGGCGUCCCAGGGGCCGCUGCCCCAAGGCUCUGCGGGGUCCCUGUGACCAAGGGGUUGUCAUCAAGAUCAGUGAUGACAGCAGCACCGACUCGGACAUGGGGCUGGACAGCGACCUCACCUCGUCCCCAGAGUCCCUGCUGGAGACAGACGAUGUCAUCUUUGUGGAUCACACCUUCAGUGAGGACAGGGGUGGUUUCCACAUGCUGCCUUCUCAGAAAGAGCUGCACAGCCUGAGAGAGCUGAAGGUUGAAAAGAUGAAACAGGACCUCCUAGCAAAAGUGAAGGCACUGGGCCAAGAGCUACCUCUCAACACCUUGGAUCAACUGAUUGAUUAUUUUGGGGGCCCAGAGAAUGUGGCUGAGAUGACGGGCAGGAAGGGACGGGUGGUUCGCAGGCCCGACGGCUCCGUCGUGUUCGAGUCGCGCGCCGAGCAGGGGCUCUCCAUAGACCACGUCAACCUGAAGGAGAAGGAGCGCUUCAUGCAGGGGGAAAAGCUCGUGGCGAUAAUCUCAGAGGCCUCCAGCUCAGGGAUCUCCCUCCAAGCAGACAGACGGGUGAAGAACCAAAAGCGCCGGGUGCACAUGACCCUGGAGCUGCCCUGGAGUGCAGACAGGGCCAUCCAGCAGUUUGGCCGAACUCACCGAUCCAACCAGGUCUCUGCUCCCGAGUACGUGUUCCUCAUCUCAGAGCUGGCAGGGGAGAGGAGGUUUGCAUCCAUCGUGGCAAAACGCCUGGAGAGCCUGGGUGCCCUAACUCACGGGGACCGACGGGCCACCGAGUCCCGAGACCUCAGCAAGUACAACUUCGAGAACAAGUACGGGGCCAAAGCCCUGGACAAGGUCCUGUCCACGAUCCUCAACCACUCUGAGAGCAGAGUUCCUGUGCCCAGGAGCUACGAGAGAGGGGAGGAUGCCUUUUUCCGUGAAAUGAAGCAAGGGCUCAUCUCCGUGGGCAUCUGCUGCAGCCAGAUGAAGUAUGGCACUGUCUCAGUGGAGAAAGACUGCUCCAUCACCAAAUUCCUGAACCGCAUCCUGGGCCUGGAGGUGGACAAGCAGAACAUGCUCUUCCAGUAUUUUUCUGACACCUUUGACUACCUGAUUGAGAAGGACAAGAAGGAGGGCAAAUAUGACAUGGGCAUCCUUGAUUUAGCUCCAGGAGUGGAUGAGAUCUACGAGGAGAGCAAGGAGGUUUUCCUGACCCCGGGGCACCCACAGGAUGGGCAGGUUGUGUUCUACAAGAUCAGCGUUGACAGAGGCUUAAAGUGGGAGGAAGCCUAUGAGAAGUCUCUCAAACUGACAGGAACCUAUGAUGGGUUCUACCUCUCCUACAAGGUGCGAGGCAACAAAUACACCUGUCUGCUGGCAGAGCAGUGCCGUGGGAAGAACUUCAUCCUCUACAAGCCAAACAUUGGGAAGCAAAGCCAGCUUGAGAGCCUGGACAGUCUGCAGAAGAGAUACCGACGGGUGCUGCCCGAGGAGGCCAAGGAGCACUGGGAGAGCAGCUACCACUUCUCCUUGAAGAACUGUAACCACGCCGUGUGGAACAAGAGCUGCAAGCUGAUCCAGGAGGGGAAGGAAUGCUUCCAGGGCAUGCGCCUGAGGCACUAUUACAUGCUGUGUGGGGCCCUGCUGCACGUGUGGAGCAGGAUCGCCGGCGUCAUGGCAGACAUCACCAGCAGCAGCUACCUGCAGAUCGUGCGCCUCAAGACCAAGGAGAAGAAGAAGCAAGUCGGGAUAAAGAUCCCCGAGAGCUGCGUGCACAGGGUGCGGGAGGAGCUGAAGCAGAUGGACGAGGACGUGAAGAGGAAGCAGAGCCGGCUGCUCCAGGCCCAGGAGCAGAGCUCCCCCUUCUCCCUGCCCCUGCACAUCCUGCCGGGGCCAGGGCUGCCCCUGCCCUCCCUGUGCCAUGAUGAGAUCCUGGACUUGACCUACAGCCCUCCCAGCAACAGCAUUCCUGACUUGGUGUUGAACCCAGAGACCAGAGCGCUCUGCUUCUCCUCGGAGCCCCCCCUGCAGCCCCAGCAGCCCCCCCAGCAGCAGCACAGGUUGUCCUUUGGCUUUGGCCACGCUCCUGGCCUGGAGGGCAGCACAGCCCCCGGCCCCUCACUGCACGAGCCCCCUGCCCUGCCUCCCCCAGCCCCCCUGCAGCAGCCACAGGAGGAUUUUCUCCAGCAAGACGGGAAUAUCAAUUUUAGAGAGAUCCUGGAGGACAUGCUGAGGACGUUUAGCGGGCCCUCCCAGGAGAACUUGCUCCCCCCGGAGCGCCAGAGCGUGAUCCAGUUCAGUUCUGGGCCUUUCUCAAACUCCUGAGUGCCAGCUGGGAAUGCUGCUGUGGAUCUGUGUUCUCUGGUGCAAAGGUGAGAGCUGAGGAGCCCUGACUUUUCUGCUGGUUUGGACUGACUCUGCUCUGGUUUUGAGGGAAGAAAGAGCCUGGAGUUUCUUAAAGAGAAUUUUAUUUAUAUCUAAUAUCUAGUCAGGCAUGUGCAGGUUUGUAUGGAACGUGCCCAGGGAGAGCUGAGCAGGUCCUGCUGGGCUGAGGGCUCUGCUGGGUUGAGUCCUGCUCACAGGUCAGUGCUCAGGUGGGAUUGAAGGGAGACCCCUCCUGUGCCCACCCCCUGCAGACUACUGAGUGUCCGAGCCUUCCCCAGCCCUCCAGGCCUGCAGGAGGGGCAUGGCCAGGCUCUGGAAUGACCACAUGCUGGUCACUUAGGGAAGAAUGAGAGUUCAGCCCCCAGCUUGGGCUGCCCCAGCACUGCUGCACACCCUGGGGCUGUGCUGGCAGGCUGGGAUGAAGGGGAAGGGAAUGUUGUCCCAGAGGAGCUGGGAGAUGCUGAGCUCAGGUGUUCUCUGGCAGGGCUGUGCAGGUGCAGUGAGAGAUCCAAAACUGUUUGUGCUGCCCUUGCCAGGAAGGGACCUUGAGCUGCCAGAGCUGGCUGCACCCCACAGACAGAGCUUGAGUCUGGCAGAGCUCAGCCAUGCCAGGAUCAGCAGGAUUCUCCAGAGCAGAAGGGACACGUGUCCCUUUGUCCUGCACUUUAACCUCACCAGGUCGCCGUGACCAGAUGUGCUUUGGCCAGUUUCCUGCUGUCACAUGUUGUCCCUUCACCUGGACAUCUCGCUGGUCCUGCCACUGCCCUGGGCCAGGGGUCUGGGUCAGGGCAGUGUCAUUGUCACUGCUGGGGUGUGUAGUGUCUUUGCACUGGCCAGGAUGUGCAGUGUCAUUGUCACUGCAUGAAAUAUGCAGUGUUACUGUCAUUGCCCAGGAUGUGCAGUGUCACUGUUCAGGGUGUGCAGUGUCAUUGUCACUGCAUGAAAUAUGCAGUGUUACUGUCAUUGCCCAGGAUGUGCAGUGUCAGUGUCACUGUUCAGGGUGUGCAGUGUCAUUGUCACUGCAUGAAAUAUGCAGUGUUACUGUCAUUGCCCAGGAUGUGCAGUGUCAGUGUCACUGUUCAGGGUGUACAGAGUCACUGUCACUGCCCAGGACAUGCAGAGUCGCUGUUGAGGGUGUGCAGUGUCACUGUCACUGUUGAGGGUGUGCAGUGUCACUGUCACCACCCGGGAUUUGCAGUUUGGCUGCUCCUGCUGCAGUCUCCCUCUCAGAUACCAAAGAACAAAGGCUGCUUUGCAAAGCACUGCCCCACCCCCUGCUGCCUCCACCCCAGCACCGAGGGCAUCAAAGCCUUUCCCAAAAGUGGCACCGGGAUGAUUUCAGGCAAGGACCUGGGCCCUUCCUCAGAGAGCCCUUGGGGAAGGGGGUACUCUGUGCCCUAACAGGGCAGUUUUGAGGGGGCUGGAGCUUCACAGUGCCUGGUGGUGUCACCCCCGUGUCCCCCCAGGGCUCAGGGACUGGCCCAGUGCCCGUUUGGUGCUGGGAAUUGCUCUGGGUCUGUGUCCAGGCGUUGUGAGCUGACUCCUGACACCGACCUGCCCUGCUGCCACACAAGUGGGCUCAGUUUGAGGCUACUCUGGUCCCUGAAUUUCGUUUUGGGGGGAUGCUGUCCUUACCCCCCUCCCCAGCUUAGCACCAGCCCAGGCUCAAUCCCUGCAGUCAGGGCCACAUUUCACCUCCUUCCUUACCUCAACGUGAUCACCAAAGAUGGGGGAGCCCCCUGUGCCCCGCCAAGCCCUGCUGCUCUCCCCAGCUCUGCUUCUCUCCACCCCUGCAGCCUUCCCCAGGCCGGGCAGAGCCAGGCUCCCCCUCUCCACACCCUCCCCUAUUUAAAGCACUGCUCGCUUGGGGCCGAAUUCCCAACAAUGAGGGAAAAGGACGCCGGGAAAACCCAGCUCAAAGAGGUUUAAACUCAGGAAUAGCGAGGGGGAAUUCCCUGCUGGGCACCCUCUGCUGUCACCGGAGCCUUACCUGGUGGCUUUGACCUUAACUUUAAAAUAUAUGCAAUCUUCCCUCCCUGGUCUCUGGAAAGACAGAGGCCACCUUCAAGGAAUCCCUUUCCUGCCCCAGUCCCAUGUUUUUUUGUCAGGGUUAAUAAUAUGUAAUGUUACCUUUUAACUAAAUUAUUCUGCAGUUGUCCUACUGAUUGUAUUUUUAAUGAGUCCCUGUUUUCUUCCCUGACACCUUUGUGUUGGCACUUUUUAAUCUGCUUGUUGUUUGCCCUUGUUUCUAUGUAUAUUUAUAAUUAAGUUGUAUAUAUGUAAAGAGAUUUUUUAGACUAUGUGCCUUGGACUAAUAAUUCCUGAAUUUUCUACUUGCCUCGGAUAAUUUUUCAUUCUGCUCAGUAAAAACGGAACAGAAGCCA
Melospiza melodia melodia is the source of this 7038-nucleotide messenger RNA. It is a transcript of the gene SBNO2, whose product is annotated as strawberry notch homolog 2. Gene Ontology annotation, biological process: positive regulation of transcription by RNA polymerase II; negative regulation of DNA-templated transcription; osteoclast differentiation. NCBI's taxonomy places the organism in Eukaryota, Metazoa, Chordata, Aves, Passeriformes, Passerellidae. Gene Ontology annotation, cellular component: nucleus. The transcript has 32 exons. Gene Ontology annotation, molecular function: chromatin DNA binding; histone binding. The record is from RefSeq and is a predicted model, not a curated record. The coding region runs from base 362 to 4594 and encodes 1410 amino acids.